This is a messenger RNA of Capsaspora owczarzaki ATCC 30864, 3557 nucleotides long. RefSeq lists its product as hypothetical. The coding region runs from base 15 to 3431 and encodes 1138 amino acids. The record is from RefSeq and is a predicted model, not a curated record. The transcript is spliced from 3 exons. Gene Ontology annotation, molecular function: protein binding. NCBI's taxonomy places the organism in Eukaryota, Filasterea, Ministeriida, Capsasporidae.
UUUCCGCUCAACUGAUGUUCUCCAGCAGCGACCUGACGGAUGCGCACUGCGCGCUGUCUGUCGUCUCGUCCGACCACGUCCGAUUCCCCCAUGCGCAGCUCGUCGUGCUGUCGUCCGCAACGUCCGUCUUCCGAAUGGAGCAUCUCGCAUCGACCCAGGCGCUGCCGCCGCUGUCUGGCGGUGCAGUCUCGGAGGGUUCGCUCACGGCGGUUUCUGUCGAAUCGCUCAUGCAGGACGUGCCGGCUUCGACCUCGUCUGCUACUACCAGCAAAGCAGCUGCCCAAGCACGGUCGAUCCAGGCCUCGACGAGCUCUGGCAACUUGCUCAAGCAGCCCGCGACGCCCGCGACGCCCGACAAGCAGCAGCAGCGACCCGCUCAACCCCUGUCGCCCACAUCGCCCUCCUCAUCGGAGAUGCACUCGCCGCGAGCAAACCGGUCCAGCAAGAUCCCUGCAACCCCUCAGGCGGCCGCGUCUCAUGCGCUGCUGAGUGCGCUUGUGCCCGCAGCGACCGCUGCAGCGACAGAGCACGUCACUGCGAGCGACGCCGCUGCUUGGGCUACGGCCACCUCGCGUGCUGCAACCGCCACGGCCGUCUUUGCGAACGCAGUGACUUCAUUGUUUGUGGCGGCGGAAGCCCUGCACGUCAACUUUACAACCUCGCUGUGCCCGACCAAGGUGCCGCCAUUCAAGGCCUGCUGCACGUCAGAGCUACCCUCUGCACCGCCGUCGUUGGAUGCCUCGGAUCGCCAGGGUCGAAUUGUCUUUGUCGCGUCGAUGGAGCGCUUGGCGGGGUCGGCGUUCGAGAAGCAGCUGUUGCAAGAACUGCAGGCCGAACUCCAGCAGCAAGCGCACGCUGCCAGCGCGCCCAACAUUGCCUUGCCGCACUGGCCCGUCUGCAUGGUGUUUCUGACGCCCGUCUCGGACGAGCUGGUCAACGCCCUCACUGCCACCCGCUGCUUGGCAGUGAUGAGCUUUUCGCCGUCCCAAGCGCUGGACAACGUUGGGCACGCAGCCUUUACCGCGUUUGGCAGCGAGCUGCUCACCCGACUGUGUCCGUCUGCCUGCAAGAUUGUCGUCCCGUUUGCGACCGCCUUCCAGGGCGCCGUUGCAACGCUGAACGACGAGCUUCGCAAUGCCGCGCGCCUUUCCGUCUGGUCUGACUUUGCAGAAGCCGUCACGGCCGCCAGCCCCGGCGCCACGAGCAACGUGGCGUUUCUCAAUCUCCCAGCUCGCAAGCACAUUGCAGCCGAAAACGUGGCCGAUCUGCAAAGCUUGAGUCAGUUUAUUCGCGACCAGGUCAGUGCUGCGCCCUCGCGUACGGCCUCCGUCGUGCAAAUUGCGCUGAGUGCCCCGGCGGUAACGGCCGAUGCUGCCGGAAGUGGCGAGAUGGCGCUUCAAGCUGCUGCAGCCACCCCUUCCAAGCCCCUGCAAGCGCGUGUUUGCGUGAUUGCCGGUUCGAGCGGCGUCGGAAAAGGCCAACUGGCCCUGUCCUACGUGCAAAAGCACGUGCAGCAGCUAUCAAGCGUGUACUGGAUGGCCGCUGACACGAUGGCUGCCGUCUACCAGGGCUAUCAGCGCCUGGCCGUCCUCCUGGGUAUGAUGGAUGCCGAGGCUGCGCAACAGGACAACGGCCUCGUCGCCAAAGUUCACAGCGAGCUGGAUCGCCGACAUGUCAAGGCGAGCCACCCCGAAGAUGGCAUGCUCGUGCCUACCUAUGCGAUUGUGUUUGAGAACGCGAGCGCGUCCGAGCACCUCGAGGUGCUGUUCGAAGCCGGUCCGCGCAAGGGACUUGUUCUCAUCACUUCUCGCGAGGAAGCGUGGGCCCGAGCUGCUGUCUGGAAGUGCCCUGCUCCUUCUGUGAGCGCCGCCUCCAGCAUUUUCGCGAGGCUGCUGAGUGUCGAUGGGAGCAGUGGCGACAGCGCGGCGUUGCAGGCGUUGGUCGAAAAGCUUCAAUGCAUCCCGCUCGGCUUGUCGCUGGCUGCGCAGCUCAUCCAGGCAGAUCCCAACAAGCGUCUGACUGUGCCAUUGCUGACCACCCAGCUUGGGGAAGCCCUGUCCCGUCUGAAUGGCACGAAAUUGGACGAGCACGACGACGACAUGGACGACGACGAACCAAUGCCCCCGCGGUGUCUGCAGGCGCUGUGGAGCUUGAUCUCCAAGGCUGUUCAGAGCAAUCCAAUUUCCGUCAAGCUGCUCGAGUGCAUGAGCUUUGGCGGCAUUCCUCAUCGGAUUCCCAUUCCGCUGCUGUACCACUGGAUUGGUGUCCAUGCGCGCAGCUUGGGGCUGGCCGCCAACUUGCUCGUCCGCAAGACGUGGGCCGCACUCAUGUCCCUGCAAGAGCUGGGCAUUGUGUCGUUCGACUACGACCCUGCCGUGACGACCACGGUGGAGGCGAGCCGCAUGCAGACCGUCUCGAUGCACCCCACCGUGCAGCGUCUGGUGCGCUCCACCUAUCGUCGCGACCAUCGCGAGGAAAUGGUCGACUGGCUGGUCGAUGCCCUGCUGUUGGUCACGUCGAGCUCCCAUCCGCUCUCCAUUUCGACGGAGAGCUCGGUCGUCGUCGCGUAUCUGCCGCUCCUGCUGGCGUGCGUUCGUUUAUACAAGCCGCUCCUCUCGGCAGCCGACUCUGCGCGCAUCUACUUCCGCACCGCUCACAUUCUGGCCUUCUACGCCCAACGACCAGACACGGCGCUCUCCUUCUUUGAGUCGUCGCUCGCCAAGCUCUCGCAUCUCCGCGGCGUCGACUCGAUUGAAGUCGGCUACGUUGCCUUCGACAUGGCGUUUGCGCUUCGGCUUGUUGGGGACGAGCACCAGGCAAGUGCGACGCUGCACCAGUCCUUGACCGUCGUUGAAAAAACUCUUGCAUCGUUCGACCCGGAUGUCGCAGAAGAGAUUCGUGCUGCGCUCAAGUCUGUCAAGGUUGGCUCGUCUGCGGCUGGCUUGGCCCAGCACCUGCAGCACGUUCUUGCUCUGAAGGCCCAGUUGUUUAGUGACGCGGCCGUGACGAACGUCGAGCACUUGUUCAUCAUGGCGCGGCUCCACGGCCGAGUUGGCGAGUACCAUCGCAAGUUGGACAUUUUGCGCCACACGUACGAGGCGGCUGUCGCGUCGGCCAAGGAUCCCCUGUCCCACACUGCCACGGCGCUGUCCAUGAUUGGCAACACCUGUCGCCAUCUCGGUCAGUCGGAGCUUGCUCGUCUCUACCUCGAGAAGGCCCUUGCCCUUCGCGAAAAGUUCUACAGCUCUCGGCAUCCCAACCUGGCGAAGGGGCUGCGUGACAUUGCGCGUGUCGACGAAAUCCAGGGCGACUAUGACGCUGCCUUCAGCCGCUUCUCGCAGGCGCACUCCAUCUACAACCAGCUGCUCCCUCGGCAUGCCUUCACUGCCAAGCUGGUUGAGCAUAUUGAGCGUUGCUCGACGCAUCGAUAAAACUCGACCGGGUUGUUGUUGAUGCUGUUGUCGUUUGUCGUUUCCAAUCGUGUUGAAUUUUGCUUUUGCUCCUGUUAUUCAUGUUGGGUUUUUUUUUCUUCUUGCUCGAAUAUUACCAUUGUCUCA